UCUGUGAACAAAUAAAAACGUUUCUAUGAACAUUGUUUAUGACGCGCUGCGACAUAUCAAAACUAUAAUUGAAGUGAAACGGCAGUUGAAGUGAUUAAUUUUGUGAACAAAUUUCCUUUGAGGAUUCAGUGUAAAGAACGAAAGUACUGUUUAUUUGUGAACUGGAGGUAGCGUAUAAUGUGAUGAUGCGACGUGGCAAGGCUUUGUUGGAGGGUAGUAGGCAGGGCUCCGUGGACGGAAACAGUAACGUGGCUAACGAUAAAGAGCUGGUGCACAAGUGUCACAGCGACCCUGGAGGCGGUAGAGCCCUGGGUGCAGCUCCAAGGACGCACAGACAUCGAUCGGUAUCGGGCGCGUUGAGGAAAUGCGUUCUAACGCUGGACGGUUACUCAUAUGUCAUAGUGGCGAGUCCGCCGGGAGGCGCGGGCGCACCACGCGAGGAGGUGCCCCGUCCGCCGCCCCCCGCCCCGCGCAACGGCUCACCCAAACAAGGCGCCCUCACAAUAGUCCGGCGUUCGUCUAGCCGCGGUAAGACGGAGAGUUCUCCGCCGACCGACGAACAGCUAGACCAACUCGAUCUAGACACGGAGCACUUGCCCGCCGUCGAUACGCCCGAUGCAUGCGACAAAGCCGCACUUAGAUUACGCUACCUCCUUAGACAAUUAAACAGAGGUGAAAUACCAGCUGAGACACUUCAAAGAAAUCUCCAAUAUGCCGCAAAAGUUCUCGAAGCCGUCUACAUUGAUGAGACCAAACCGGCUGUGGCGCGACAGCAAUCGGCGCCGACCCUGGUGUUUAGGAGACUGGCAGAUGAAGAUGACGAAUUAUCAGAAGUUCAACCGGACGCUGUGCCUCCUGAAGUACGGGAAUGGCUCGCGUCAACGUUCACAAGACAAUUGGCGACUGCGAAGCGAAAGUCAGAUGAGAAACCAAAGUUCAGAUCAGUGGCGCAUGCGAUUCGAGCUGGUAUUUUCGUCGACAGGAUCUACAGGAGGGUUACGAAUACAGCACUCAUGCAAUUCCCUCAAGAUGUUGUCAGAGUGCUCAAAACAUUAGACGAAUGGUCAUUCGAUGUGUUCGCUUUACACGACGCGUCCGCUGGUCAACCUGUCAAAUAUUUAGGAUAUGAACUGUUGAACAGAUACGGGAUGAUACAUAAAUUCAAGGUGCCGCCCACGAUCCUGGAGAACUUCUUGAGUCGAAUAGAGGAAGGCUAUUGCAAGUUUCAUAACCCCUACCACAAUAAUCUCCAUGCAGCUGACGUCGCUCAAACCGUUCACUACAUGUUGUGCCAAACAGGACUCAUGAAUUGGUUAUCUGAUCUCGAAAUCUUCGCCACAUUGGUAGCAGCUGUCGUCCACGACUUCGAGCAUACGGGCACUACGAAUAAUUUCCAUGUAAUGUCCGGCUCUGAUACAGCUCUGCUGUACAACGACAGAGCGGUGCUCGAAAAUCACCACAUAAGUGCUGCUUUUAGACUGAUGCGUGACGAAGAAUGCAACAUACUCCAGAACUUGUCACGAGAUGAAUUCCGUGAAUUCCGCACUCUCGUUAUCGACAUGGUGCUAGCUACGGACAUGUCAUUCCACUUCCAACAACUGAAAAACAUGAGAUCCUUACUUACGCUCGCUGAGCCAACUGUAGACAAGUCCAAGGCAGUAUCACUGGUGCUGCACUGCUGUGAUAUCUCGCAUCCAGCCAAGAGAUGGGAUCUCCACCACAGGUGGACUAUGAGCCUUCUCGACGAAUUCUUCCUCCAGGGUGACAAAGAAAGAGAGCUAGGGCUCCCAUUCAGUCCCCUAUGCGAUAGAAACAAUACCCUCGUCGCGGAGUCCCAGAUCGGUUUUAUAGAUUUCAUCGUUGAGCCCAGUAUGGGCGUGUGUGCUGACAUGCUGGAAUGCAUAUUAGGGCCUCUACAUUCCAGCACCAAGAAUUCUUCAACUUCUGCUGGACAGGAACCCAUAAAUGAGGAGAGCACAGGAGCUGAGCCAGUUAGUAAAUUCAAGAUAAAGAAACCUUGGGUGGCCUGUCUCACGGACAACAAGAAGAUAUGGAAAGAACAAGCUGCUAAAGAUGCUGAAGCACGAGCUAAGCUGGAGGAGGAGACGAAUGGUACAUCCCCACCAACAGAAGAAUAAUAUUUAGCCACAUUUGUAAAUAGCGUGAAAACUAGUUGUUGCAACAUGUUUCAGUCAUUGUUGAAUAAGAGCUAGGCUAUUAUUGUUGUCACAUUCGCUUGUCACUAACAUAUUGUUGUAUUGUUUGCACAAAAUUAACGAUCAUUUAUUUCUUCUUUCUGGUGUAUUUUAGUGGUGUCAAAAAUAUUGAGUAAUGGCCUUUGUAACCUAACCUUUUUUAGAGAAAUUGAUUACUUCAUUAAACAUUGCUAAAACUAAAGCUAAUUGUAAACUAUUGGAAUUAUAUAUAAUUUAUUCCUGCGAGAAUAUUCGAUUAGAUAUAGAUUAAAUUGUUAAAAACUUUUUAAUCUCUAUACAAACAUUUUAGGAUUUGACAUGCGAGCUAAGCAAAUUAAAACUUCGUACAAAAAUCUUGAUAUUUUUCCGAGCGACAGCCAUCCGUUACACUCACCCGAAAAAACCCAGUUUGACGAUUAGAACUUUAGUAUAGUAUUUAAAAAAUAAACUAUAAAUCAUUUGUAUUAUUUAUAAUCAUAUUCAUUUUAAGGGACUAUUUGAUGAAAUAACUAAAGGCAGGCAUUUAACAAUAGUAUAUACAUUCAAAUAAAGAUGUAGAACAUAAUGAUAGCAUACUGAUACAGUCCAAGUGGUACAACUGUUAAGAUAUAUAUGACAAGAUUAACUUUGAUAAAAGAGGGCACAUGGAGAUGCUCAGGGGCUUACUCGACUCGCUCACACACUUUACAUUUUUGAUUACUUUCGUUAUACUGUGAUUGUGAUUGAUGAUUACAUAUUGUAAUCGUAAUCGUUAAUCAGUAAUCUGAUUGCAUGUUGCCAAAAUCUGUAUAUGUCUACCAACCCGCAGCGAAACAGUGUGGUAGAACAAGCUACAAACAGGAGACGUUUGCCCAACCAUGAGACUUCAAAGUAAAAUUGCUAUAAUUCAUUUUUAAUUUGUAGAACAAUAUAUAAACGCACAAACAUUUUUUAACCAAUCCAUAUACAAAACAAUAAUCAUUAGAUAUGCAGGGCUUAUAUAUGGUAUACAGCAGCUAUAUAUGUAGAUGUAGGUAUAGGAUUUUUAACCAGAAAGAAGAAACAAUAUGGUCAAAUAUCUUAAUAUUAAUGCACAAUCUGAUGUAUAAAUUCUCUAUGUGGAAGACAACGUAGUGAGUUUUAUUCGAAUAGGCGAAAGGCCGUGGAGCGGCGACGCCAAUAGUGUAAAUAAUGUUAAGUAGCUUUAAUCCUUAUACUUUGCCUUUAAAAUUUAAUUUCGUCGAGCAGGACUCGAUUAUAAUAUGACUAUUUAUUAUUAUUAUGUAAAUAUAUUUCAAAUUUGUU
Messenger RNA from Nymphalis io (European peacock), 3479 nucleotides. It is a transcript of the gene Pde1c, whose product is annotated as dual specificity calcium/calmodulin-dependent 3',5'-cyclic nucleotide phosphodiesterase 1. Bases 183 to 2138 code for a protein of 651 amino acids. The transcript has 13 exons. The record is from RefSeq and is a predicted model, not a curated record. Gene Ontology annotation, molecular function: 3',5'-cyclic-AMP phosphodiesterase activity. Gene Ontology annotation, biological process: signal transduction. NCBI's taxonomy places the organism in Eukaryota, Metazoa, Arthropoda, Insecta, Lepidoptera, Nymphalidae.